Messenger RNA from Rubroshorea leprosula, 4928 nucleotides. The record is from the annotation of a GenBank genome assembly. NCBI's taxonomy places the organism in Eukaryota, Viridiplantae, Streptophyta, Magnoliopsida, Malvales, Dipterocarpaceae.
CGUUCAGUUCCCUUUCCAGUUUACUGUCCAAAAUAUCAAAAGUUUCCCUCCUCUGUAAAAAUUCUGAAAACCAUCUCCGAUCCUGCCGUACGUGGAGCCCUAGCUUUUCUUCGGUGAUCUAAUCGGACUCAAGUCGAAGGUACAGUUCUGGAGGGUUAACGUCUUAAAUCAUCUUGAGUAAAAGAUGGAGGAGAAACAUGAGGAAGUUGAAGACAUAAUUGAAAGUGCCUCUAGUGAUUCUUUUUUGGUUGAUUCAGAUGAUGAUGAACCAUCAAUAUCCGGACAAGAUGACAGUUCGCAUCUUGAGGAGCCUUUGACUGAGAAGGAAAUAGAAGAACUGAUUGCUGAGUUCUUGGAAGUUGAGAGUAAGGCUGCAGAGGCUCAAGAAGCACUUGAAAAGGAAUCUCUCACUAAAGUGGAGAAUGAAGUGAGGGAAGAACUGGCACAAACUCUUCAUGGAGAUGAUUUGGACAGAACUGUUGCGGAUGAAAUGACUACUUUUAGAGAGGAGUGGGAGUUUGUGCUAGACGAGCUUGAGAUUGAGAGUGCACAGUUGUUGGAACAACUCGAUGGGGCUGGUAUUGAGUUACCCACCCUUUAUAAGUGGAUUGAGAGUCAAGCUCCUAAUGGUUGCUGUACUGAAGCUUGGAAAAAGAGAGCUCACUGGGUAGGAUCUCAGGUGACAAGUGAAACUGCUGUGCUUAUAGCCGAUGCUGAGAAGCAUCUGCAAACCCAAAGACCUGUACGGAGGAAACAUGGUAGGCUAUUGGAGGAGGGUGCCAGUGGAUUUCUACAGAAGAAACUUUCAAAUGGUGUUAGCAAGGACCUUGUGACAGAAAAGCCUGAUGUUGACUGGAGCUCAUUCCUGAAAAUAUGUUCUGAGGCCAUAUCUGAGGAGGAUACCUCAUUUGGAAGCAAGAAUUGGGCUUCUGUUUACUUGGCCAGCACACCGCACCAAGCUGCAUCAAUGGGACUCAAAUUUCCAGGAGUUAAUGAGGUGGAGGAGAUUGAGGAUAUUGAUGGUGAUUGCACUAAUCCACUCGUUGCAGAUGCCAUAGAAAAUGAAAAAGAACUCAUUCUUUCUGAAGAGCAAAGAAAAAAUUUUAGGAAGGUCAAAGAAGAGGAUGAUGCAAAUGUUGACCGGAAGUUUCAACUUCGUUUGAAACAGAGGAGACAUAGAAGGAGAUCCAAACAGGGUAACAUUCAGAAAGAUGUUUUCUCUUCAGACCGGGUGCUAGAAAGCAACACAGAUGAGCCCUAUCCUUCUGAUCCUUCUGAUGAAAAUGGGUUGGCAUGCCAGAAUUUGAAGUCUGAUGCACUGGAAUGUUCUGAAACUUCUGAUCCUGGCAAAGAACAGUCCAUAACUAAUGGCAUUUCCUCGGGGCAAUUUGAGAUAUCCAUAUCUGAUUUUGGCAAUUCUAGAGGAUCCAAGAGACCGCAUGAGGACCAAGAAUCAAAUGAUGAUAAUAAGAAGUGUCGAACUAUUAUCCUUGCCAGUGAUGAUGAAGCUGAUGUAAAGUCCGUGACUCAAGAAACUAUUGGUGAUGUAAAGUCUGUGAUGCCAAUUGACAUUGAUUCUGCUUCUUCACCAAAUCUGUGUGAGAAGUUUCAUUGUACUGCCUGUCUUAAAGUGGUUACUGAAGUGCAGCAACAUCCACUUCUGAAAGUAAUUAUUUGCAGGGAUUGCAAAUGCAUGCUGGAACAGAAAAUGUAUUUGAAGGAUGCUGACUGCUCGGAGUGUUAUUGUGGAUGGUGUGGACAAAGCAGUGAUUUAUUAAGUUGUAAGUCAUGCAAAACAUUAUUCUGUACCACUUGUAUAAGGAGGAAUAUUGGUGAAGAAUUCUUGUCUGGGAUCCGGGCCUCUGGUUGGCAAUGUUGCUGCUGCUGUCCUAGUCUUGUGAAAAAUUUAACAUUGGAAUUGGAGAAAGCCAUUGGAUCUGGAGAGUUAAUCAUUUCUAGCUCUGAUAGUGGAUCAGAGAAUUCAGAUGCUGAGAUUACUACUAAUGUGAGUAAUAAAAGGAAGCGAAAGAAGAAAAUUCGAAGAAUUCUUGAUGAUGCUGAAUUAGGGGAAGAGACAAAAAGGAAAAUUGCAUUAGAAAAGGAACGCCAAGAGCGUUUGAAGUCAAUGCAGUUUCCUGCCAAAUGCGAGAUUAUGAGCUCUUCAAGCUUUAAUGGGAACUUGUCUGAUGAAGCUAGUUUGGAAGUGCUUGGUGAUGCAGUUUCUGGUUACAUAGUGAAUGUCAGGAGGGAGAGUGGUGAAGAAGCUGUGAGGAUUCCUCCUAGUAUAUCAGCCAAAUUAAAAGCCCAUCAGGUAGCUGGGAUCCGAUUCAUGUGGGAGAAUAUUGUACAAUCAAUCACAAAAGUGAAAUCUGGGGAUAAAGGCCUUGGGUGCAUACUAGCUCAUACUAUGGGCCUUGGUAAAACUUUUCAGGUUAUAGCUUUCUUGUAUGCUGCAAUGAGAACUGUAGAUUUAGGAUUAAGAACUGCACUUAUUGUCACUCCCGUCAAUGUGCUGCACAACUGGCGGCAGGAGUUUAUGAAGUGGAGGCCAUCAGAAGUAAAGCCUCUCCGUGUCUUCAUGCUAGAAGAUGUGUCGAGGGAGAGACGGGCUGAAUUGCUUGCAAAGUGGAAAGCUAAAGGUGGAGUCUUUUUAAUUGGCUAUACUGCUUUCCGAAACUUAUCCCUUGGGAAGCACAUUAAGGAUCGAAACAUGGCCAGAGAAAUUCAAUUAGUCUUGCAGGAUGGGCCAGAUAUACUUGUUUGUGAUGAAGCCCAUAUUAUUAAGAACACCAGGGCUGAUACAACCCAAGCAUUGAAACAAGUGAGAUGCCAGAGAAGGAUUGCAUUAACAGGAUCACCACUUCAAAACAAUCUCAUGGAAUAUUACUGUAUGGUUGAUUUUGUAAGAGAAGGUUUUCUUGGAAGCAGCCAUGAAUUUAGGAACCGCUUCCAGAAUCCUAUAGAAAAUGGUCAGCAUACGAAUUCAACAAAUGAAGAUGUGAAAAUUAUGAACCAAAGGUCUCAUAUCCUAUAUGAACAACUAAAAGGGUUUGUUCAAAGAAUGGACAUGAGUGUGGUGAAAAAGGACUUGCCACCUAAAACCGUCUUUGUUAUAACUGUAAAGCUGUCUCCAGUACAGAGGAAACUGUACAAGAGAUUCCUGGACGUGCAUGGAUUCACAAAGGACAGGGCUUCCAAUGAGAAAAUGAGGAAGAGCUUUUUUGCUGGGUACCAGGCCUUGGCACAGAUAUGGAAUCAUCCUGGGAUCUUGCAAUUGACAAAAGAAGAUAGGGGCUACAUAAAUCGAGAUGAUGCUACUGAAAACAUACUCGUUGAAGACAGCUCUAGUGAUGAAAAUAUGGACUAUAAUAUGGUCACUGGAGAAAAGACAAGGAACACAAACGAUUUUAUGCGAGAUAAAAAUGAUUGUGGCUUUUUCCAAAAGGGUUGGUGGAAUGAUCUUCUUGGUGAGGAUAACUAUAAAGAACCUGAUUACAGUGGCAAAAUGGUUUUGUUGCUUGACAUUCUAACCAUGUGUUCAGAAGUGGGUGACAAGGCAUUGGUUUUUAGUCAGAGCAUACCUACUUUGGAUCUCAUAGAGCUAUAUCUUUCAAGAUUACAUAGAAAUCGAAAACAGGGGAAGUUUUGGAAAAAAGGAAAGGACUGGUACAGGCUGGAUGGAAAAACAGAAAGUUCUGAAAGACAAAAGUUGGUUGAGAGGUUUAAUGAACCAACAAACAAAAGAGUCAAAUGUACUCUUAUCUCUACCAGAGCAGGAUCUCUGGGGAUUAAUCUUCAUGCUGCUAACCGUGUAAUUAUUGUCGACGGCUCAUGGAACCCGACAUAUGAUCUCCAAGCUAUUUAUCGAGCUUGGAGGUAUGGCCAACAAAAGCCAGUGUUUGCUUAUCGAUUGAUGGCACAUGGAACUAUGGAGGAGAAAAUUUAUAAGCGUCAGGUAACAAAGGAAGGGCUUGCUGCAAGGGUGGUUGAUAGACAACAAGUGCAUAGGACCAUCUCUAAAGAGGAGAUGUUACAUCUCUUUGAGUUUGGUGAUGAUGAGAACGUUGAUGCUUUGGCUGAGCUAAACAAAGAAAAUGGAAGAGCAAAUGGCCAAAAUGUGGACUGUGAAGCCGGAAAUUCAAUUAAGCAGAAGGUGCCUUGUUCUCAUGGUAGCUGUUCUUCUGACAAGUUGAUGGAAAGUUUAAUUGGCAAGCAUCAUCCAAGAUGGAUUGCCAAUUACCAUGAACAUGAGACACUUUUGCAAGAGAACGAAGAAGAGAAGCUUUCGAAGGAGGAGCAGGACAUGGCCUGGGAAGUGUACCAGAAAACUUUAGAAUGGGAGGAAGUGCAGAGAGUGCCUCUUGGUGAAUCUGCAUCAGAGCAAAAGCCUGCUGUUGCAUCAGAUCUGGCAGCUCCUGCACCAGUCAUGGAGAUCAUCCAGCUCCCACAACGAAGGGGUAUUUUUAGGAGUUGCAUUGUGCAGCAACGAAAAUGUACACCUCUUGCACACAUCCUGACCCUUAGAAGUCAGGGUACAAAAAAUGGUUGUAGUACAAUCUGUGGGGAAUGUGGCAGGGAGAUAAGCUGGGAGGACCUAAGGAAAGAUGACAAAACCAGCACAAUGCCAAGGUAGCGGAAAGCAUUUUCAAUUUAUUCAUACGUGGUCUAUCAAAUCUAACAUUUUGUGAUUGUGUAAAUGGCAUCUAACGUGAUGUAUGUUCAAUCACCUUUUAGACUCUGCGUUUCAUUUUGCUACUGCUAAAUUCCUGCAAGAUUACUGUAGGGCAUAUCUUUUUAAUUUUUGUUUGUUUUGAGAGGAGAAAAGGGAUCCUCUUGUAAUUGGGAAGCCGCGUGAAUUUUACCGUCAGGAAUUUGGCUGUGUAAAUUCAAGUUACAUAAUCUCUAUGAAAUGAAAGUUCCAAUUUUCC